AUGGCAGAUGAGAAAGUGAAAUCAGACCCUUCGGCGCCUACAUCUACGGAAUACAGCGUUAGUGACUUCAACUCUACGACGAAACUAGCCGACUCGCAGAUCAUCAGCGAUGCCGAGUACAAUCCGUUCGAGCAUCGGCAGAUCGAAAAGCCGAACACGACCACCGGCUCACUGAUCCACCUGCUGAAGAGUUCGCUCGGUACGGGUAUUCUGGCCAUGCCGGUGGCGUUCAAAAAUGCCGGCUUGCUAUUCGGUGCCAUCGGAACCGUCGUCAUCGGACUCAUCUGUACCCACUGCGUGCACAUACUGGUCAAGACGUCCCAUAUGGUCUGCCAAAGGACACGGGUACCGGUGCUGGGCUUUGCCGAAACGGCCGAACGCGUCUUCCAGUAUGGGCCACCGAAACUACGACCCCUGGCCGGCUUCUCCAAAGCAUUCGUCGACUACGCACUGAUGGCGACGUACUUCAGUGCGGGCUGCGUGUACAUCGUCUUCAUUGCCACAUCCUUCCACGACGUGAUCAACCACGAAACCGGUAACGAUUGGAGCGUGCGCAUCUACAUCCUGCUGACGAUGCUUCCGAUCCUGCUGAUCGGUCAGAUCCGUGAGCUGAAGUACCUGGUGCCGUUCUCGGCCCUCGCCAACCUGUUCAUCGUGGUCACGUUCGGCAUUACACUGUACUACAUCUUCAAGGAUUCGCUCAACUUCGACGAUAAGCCGAUGUUCGCGUCGUUCGGUACGCUGCCCCUGUUUUUCAGUACGGUUAUCUUCGCCAUGGAAGGUAUUGGUGUAGUGAUGCCAGUGGAAAAUUCGAUGGCUAAGCCGCAGCAUUUCCUCGGCUGCCCUGGAGUGUUGAAUACGGCCAUGGGAACCGUCAUCGUGCUGUACGCCGUCAUCGGUUUCUUCGGUUACGUUCGGUUCGGUGAUGAGUCCAAGGGAAGCAUCACACUCAAUCUUCCGCUUGAGGACACGUUGGCCGUGGUGGCACAGAUCCUGAUCGCGCUCGCCAUCCUGUUCACCUUCGGACUGCAGUUCUACGUUCCGAUGGACAUCCUGUGGCGCAAGAUCCACGACAAAAUACCAAAGAACCGGCACCAGAUCUCCCAGAUCGCGCUGCGUUCCGGCAUCAUGAUCAUAAUGGGUGGCGUUGGACUGGCAGUACCCGAACUCGAGCCCUUCAUCGGCCUGGUAGGAGCGGUGUUCUUCUCCAGCCUCGGACUGUUUGUACCGUGCGUCGUCGAGACCGUGUUCCUGUGGCCGAACGAGCUCGGCAAGUUCCGCUGGGUGCUGAUCAAAAACGUUAUUUUCGGUGCGUUCGCCAUCUUUGCGCUGGUCGCCGGUGCGUAUGUCAGCAUUAAGGAUAUCGUGGAGCUUUACACCGACGACGACGAACACGAGUCCUAGGGCUGGAGUACAGCUGCAGCCAAAAUCAAAAAAUAUUUCCACAGCACAGACGCCACUCGCACAAAAGGUCAUAGUGUGAACGCACCCAGUGUGUAUCUUAAAUUAAGAUACUGUGCGACAAGACCAACGUCUACAUGCACGAUACAUCGGCUUCCUGUAUCGUGACCGCCUCGGAGCACAUUGCAAGAUGUCAUUGCAUUGUUCCGGGAGCUGCCUCAACAUCCUUCCUGAGAGAGUGCUUAGAAAAUAACGGCAAAGGCUAUUAUUUAUAAAUAACACGUGUUUUUAUUUACUACUGUAUAGAACGACUACUUGUUUUUGUGAAGAAUACAUUUGUUGAUAUAGAGAU
This is a messenger RNA of Anopheles coustani, 1753 nucleotides long. Its product is annotated as proton-coupled amino acid transporter-like protein pathetic. The record is from RefSeq and is a predicted model, not a curated record. NCBI's taxonomy places the organism in Eukaryota, Metazoa, Arthropoda, Insecta, Diptera, Culicidae. Gene Ontology annotation, cellular component: vacuolar membrane. Gene Ontology annotation, biological process: amino acid transmembrane transport. Gene Ontology annotation, molecular function: amino acid transmembrane transporter activity. The coding region runs from base 1 to 1404 and encodes 467 amino acids. The transcript is spliced from 6 exons.